Messenger RNA from Eleginops maclovinus (Patagonian blennie), 4164 nucleotides. Its product is annotated as zinc finger protein 16-like. The record is from RefSeq and is a predicted model, not a curated record. Gene Ontology annotation, cellular component: nucleus. Gene Ontology annotation, biological process: regulation of transcription by RNA polymerase II. Gene Ontology annotation, molecular function: DNA-binding transcription factor activity, RNA polymerase II-specific; RNA polymerase II cis-regulatory region sequence-specific DNA binding. NCBI's taxonomy places the organism in Eukaryota, Metazoa, Chordata, Actinopteri, Perciformes, Eleginopidae.
GCGCUGACGCCAUCCCUGUGCGACGGGCCUGAUGCACCGUGCAGUUCCGCUGGCUCAAAGCAGGAGAUGGGUGAGUUGCUGCUGCGGACCAUGAUAUCACUGAACCAUCAUUUACGGACUUGAAUAACGCCGGUAAAGAUCCGUCAGCGCUUUCCUCCUGCAGAGUCACGGUGUUUGCAAGAGGACGUUUUUACCGACUGGCGUUUUUAGCUUUGAAGCUAGCAGGCUAAUGUGAGGUAGCGGUGCCAGGGCCUGCAAAGAGUUCAUUGUUUUUGUCAGCGACACCAGAUAAACACAAUUUGAGCAGAUGUACUAGCGGCUCGUUGUUUGUUUGUUUGUUUGCUCGUUGACACCACUUGCAGGUUUAUUCCAGGUUGUCGUAUUUUAGACUGUUUUAUUGGCACUUGAGACAUUAGCAUAUCCUCUAAACGCUAGCAAACUGCAUUUAAGCUAACUUUAAAGCCAUGACUGCCCGGAGGACAGGCUAUUCCGCUGCUGGCAUGGACUCCACUCCUUCUAAUAGCGGAAGUGGAAAUCGUAAACAGAGCAUAAUAAACGUCACCGACAGGACAGGGGUAGAGUCCUGUUAUGAUCGGAAAGGAGGGGGGGCAGCGCAGGGUAGCGUGACCGUAACGUCGCUGAAGUCCCGGCUCGCCCCGACCAUCCAGACCGCCAUGUCCGCUGCAGUGGACACUCUGCUGGGCGAAGUGGUGGUGGUGCUCAACGAGACCCAACAAGAGCUACUGCACAAGGAACAGGAGAAUGAGAGACUCAAAGUGCGUCUGGAGGUGUCUGAGAGGGAGCUGAAGACCCUACAGGAGUGUCUUUGCAGCGCACAGAAGCUCAUAGACCAGCUGCAGAUCUCCUACACCGGCUCUCCGUCCAUCGGUCAGUCCGUGUUCUCCCCGUCGCUGUCUUCCAUGGCUUCAAUGGCCUCAGGCUUGGAUCGAGACCACCAGGGCGGCCGAAAUGUGAACGGAGCCGGGGUUGACUUAGGUCUCGGUGGGUCAGUGGAUGACUCCCUUCACGGGUUUGAGACAAGAGAUGACUACAAGAUGUGCCAGCUCUCCAUCCAGCCCGACGGCUCUGUGACUAACCAUGCGCUCGACACCUUUACUUCCAACACAUCGCACAUGUGCUCCGAUAGACCAGAUGAGAGGCAGACUCAGGGACAAGGUGGAGCUUCCAGUUUUGAGAUUAAAGAGGAGCAGUUGCCCGUUUCAGGCUCUGGUCAGCCCGGCAGGAAGGAGCCCGGGAUGCGUAAUGACAACAGUGAUCUUGGCUACGUUCAAGUUGGCGACGAGGGUUCCCAGCGUUCCUUUACUCAUCCACUGCGUCACCAACGACCUGGCAGUGACUUGCAGCAGGGCGGACUUGAUGGACAGAAACAGUUGCCUAGAACUUCUGGAGCCGGAAGAGUAGACGGGGUCUCACCGGGCAGAGCAGAUGACUCUGCUGGACCUUCGGCCUCUGACACCACAGGGGAGCCCUCUUUAGAUAGACCUCACCACUGUCUGGAGUGUGGAAAGACUUUCCGUCUGAUCUCCAGCCUGAAGAAGCACAUCCGCAUCCACACUGGCGAGAAGCCUUACCCGUGUGGAGUGUGUGGCCGUCGCUUUCGUGAGUCAGGGGCGCUCAAAACCCACCUGCGUAUUCACACGGGUGAGAAACCAUACUCUUGUUCAGAGUGUGGGAACUGCUUCCGCCACUUGGACGGUUUGCGCAAACACAGGCGCACACACACCGGAGAGAAACCCUACGUUUGUGCCAUCUGUGGGAAGCGCCUGAGCCGCCUGCAGCACCUCAAACACCACCAGCUCAUCCACACCGGGGAGCGGCCAUGCUGCUGCCCCUUCUGCAACCGCAGCUUCAAGGAGCCCGCAGCGCUGCGGAAACACAUCCGCACGCACCGGGAGGAAGGCGGUCACAUGGGGAUUGUUCCCGGUGAGGACACGGACCCAGACGCCAUGGACGACAUUAACAACCUCCACCCAGCAGCGCCGUCCCCCCAGAUGAGAUUCGGGGACUGGGGAGCUGACGAGGAUGACAGCUCAGUGGUGGAUUGUGUGUAGGAGCUUUUAAAUAUAGGAAUAACUGUCUGCUGGCAUUUUACCUAUGAAUCCUUCUCCGGGUGGAAAACACGGAACAAGGUGUUCGUGUGGUUUGUAAACACUAUAAGGUAUCUCUGUUACAUGCUGUCAAAGUGUGAGGCUACAUAUAACCCAAGCUUUGGAGCCUCGUUUAUAUCUGGUGUUUCCAUGCUCUUAGAUGUAAAUAUAUAACGUUUAAAAAUAUCCGCGGUACAUUCUUCAACAACAACAACUACUAUAUUUGUCCGCACAUACAUCAAGCAGCAGCACAGGUUGUUCUUGGCACAGGGAGUUGCAGGUUGUCUAACUUCUCCUGUGGUAAUUGAUAGCAGAUGUGUACAAGAGCUGUUUUUCUCAUUAAAAUAAAAGUGCCUUGAACACUCAGUCAACCAUCAACUGCUGUUCAAGAUUUGAGUCAGGGCAAGAGCUAAGUUACGACUCUGGUCAUGAGUUUUUUUAUAGUUUCAAACAUUAGAGAUUGGGUAUCUGUUGAAUUGUCCCUCAGUUAGUGAUCAGGCACACUGAGCUCCCCACAAAGGUUGAAAUGGAUCCAUUGGACUGGUUCAUGUUUCAUGUGUGGACAAGCAUGCAGGAGUUCAGGCUGUUUGCAUCAUGUCGCUGUUCAUCGUUGAUUAAACCAACCUUUACAGUUUUUUUUGGUCAACUAUUUAAGCCUGUAUCAUAUUUAAAUAGGGUUGCUUGUGCUAUUACACAACAGAAGAGCCGUACAAAAAAAAAAGUCAAUAUUUUUCACUUUGCAUCCUUAAAGAGCAGGAGAAAUACUUUAAAUGGUGGCAAUUUUAACCCAAACAGCAAUGUUUUACUACCUCUGUCUUUAUCUUUGUUGCACUGCUGGUCUUUUUCCCCCUGCUUUUCCUGUGUGUAGGUAUUCCAACACUGUCUUUUAUAAAAGUGCAUAAUAUGGCUGAGAGAACACAGCACAUUUGUGAAUUUAUUGUGAUGAGAAAAAUAUUUAAUGGCUACAAAAAUAGCAUUAGUAGUGGAUUCUUUCAAUUCAAAACGUUGCGUUUCUUCUCUCGCUCUACCUAAAUGAAACCACCCGUUAGCUAAAAAGCUAUAAUAUAAAUUCCGCUUCCUUUUCUCUCUUGUGUCAUGAUGAAGCCUGAACCAGUCCUAAUCUGAACUGUUCUUACCUCUGCAGAGCUUCUAUCGGUAACACACUCAUCAUGUGGUAAGUGCAACUGUGUUUCAACACCAUCUGACAUUUAUGCAGUCAGAUAAACAGCUUAGACUUUAUCUAAUUUCUCCAGUUUUGACUCGUUUCUCUUUUAUGGACCAUACGUUAGCAUUCCCCCUUUGUUUUUUCAAGCUGCUACUGUUUGUCCUGAAAGCCUUAACCUUUUCUGGACUUGUAUUACUGUAACCGGCCAGUCACUAGCGAUUACUAGCGGACAGAUUUAGGUGCUUGCAUGUGCAUAUCUGUUCUUCCGCUAGCGUCUAAUGCCUUCCGGCUGUUUCUGUACAUAAGAAUGUAGUUUUAGCCAUUUUAUCUGGAUUAAUGAGGGUUAGCAUUUGUUGAAAAGUUUAUGUGCAAGAGGAAAAAAAGGAAGCGGUGUGUAUGUGCGUUAAAGGAUGCUGACACGCUGUUUAAUAACUUAUAAUCUUAUUCAAAUUCUUCCUGAUGUUCUUCCUGUUGUGACACGACCGAUGCAUCAGGGUUUACAGCAGAGCAUUAAUCUUCUCAGCCUUUCGACGUCUGGUGUCUUUUCCCUUGUAUACUACUAUAACAAUCUCCAUGUAACUAUUCUAUGUACAUUUACAAGUGUAGGGGAUUUUUGAAGGCACUCAAAAUGUUAAAUAUAUUACUGCAUAGCCAGAAAAGGAUUUGCCAAGGUAGUCUUGACCCCAGAUAAUCAUAUUUAUUGUUUUUUGUAUUGCAAACAAGACGGGGCCUUUUGCAUGUAGGUUUAAACUGAAAUGACAUUCUUCCUUAAGUCAGUAUUAAAUGUGAAAAACAUUUUUUAAUGCAUCUGUGUUGAACAUGUAUUCCCCCUCGUCACAUUCAUCCCGUUACCUGCUGUAAAUGUUAUUAUAUUAAAGGGCCUUGUUUCUA